UACUUCCAGCACUAUGCCACCCAAAGCUAGCGGUAAAGCCAUGAAGAAGGCUGGAAAGGCCCAGAAGAACAUAACGAAGACCGAUAAGAAGAAGAGGCGUAAGAGGAAGGAGAGUUACGCAAUCUACAUUUACAAAGUUCUGAAACAAGUUCAUCCCGACACUGGGGUCUCCAGCAAGGCCAUGAGCAUUAUGAACUCAUUUGUUAAUGACAUCUUCGAACGGAUUGCCGCUGAAGCCUCACGAUUGGCCCACUACAACAAACGUUCAACCAUCACCUCUCGGGAAAUUCAGACUGCUGUUCGUCUUCUUCUCCCAGGAGAGUUGGCUAAGCACGCUGUUUCUGAAGGCACUAAAGCUGUCACCAAGUACACCAGUUCCAAGUAAUCUGGUUACAUUCAACAAUACAAUCGGCCCUUUUCA
Messenger RNA from Diachasma alloeum, 421 nucleotides. Its product is annotated as histone H2B. The coding region runs from base 14 to 385 and encodes 123 amino acids. The record is from RefSeq and is a predicted model, not a curated record. Gene Ontology annotation, cellular component: nucleosome. The transcript has a single exon. Gene Ontology annotation, molecular function: DNA binding; structural constituent of chromatin; protein heterodimerization activity. NCBI's taxonomy places the organism in Eukaryota, Metazoa, Arthropoda, Insecta, Hymenoptera, Braconidae.